CGUGCGCAUAAGACAUCCCUGUUGCUAUGGCGGCUGCUGCCAUCCCAGUGCUGCUGGGUCUCCGAGAUGCCGAGAUGAGGAGCAGCUUUGAGGAGCCCCAGAAUAGGGCCUGGGCUGUUAAUAAAAUAGGAGGCAUCCCGGACAGCCUGCCCGCAGUCCCCGCCCCCCGGCCAGGCUGCGGGCGCUGCGGGGCUGCGAUGGCGCACGUCGUCCAGGUCUACUGUCCCCUGGAAGGCUCGCCUUUCCACCGCCUGAUGCACGUGUUCUCCUGUGUCCAGUCGACUUGCGUGGGCCAGCCGAACAGCUGGAAGGUGUUUCGCUCCCAGUUUUUGCAGAGGCAAGAGGACUACGCCCAGGAUUCCACACGAAAGGAGAAGGAGGAGAAUAACUUUGCAGUUAAAGAGUGGUGUGAAGGAGCAGAGGACUGGGGAGAUGACAGUGAAAGUGAUCUUGCACCAUGGAACACUAGUGAUCUGCUUGACUCAAGUGUAGGAGAUAAUUUUAAUGCAGAUGAAGACAUAGAAUGUAUGUCCCAACUCCAAGAACUCUCACUAGAUGAAGCUUUAAGUGACUCUUGUUCCUUUGGCCAUGCAAUAUCAGCUGGAGAAGAACAUGUACUACCCAGCUCAUCAGUUCCUGUGUUUCAGCCCUACUAUAUCAGUGUUGUGGAUGAGGAAGAUUAUACUAACUCUGUUGAUACAAAUCAUGCCCAAAAACUUCUGCAGGAGUAUAGACAAAGGGAGGGAGUUGAAUUGGAACUAAUGAUAGCUCAAAGUUUUAUUUUUGACAACGGCGAAAAAUACGAGAAGGCUGUUUCUAAAAAUAAUGAUAAAAUGUUUUAUAAAUUUAUGAAAAGAAUAUCUGCCUGCCGUGAACAGAUUCUGAGGUACUCUUGGAAUGGGCAGCCUCUUUUUAUAACUUGUCCUUCAUCGGAUGCCACUGAGAUUCCAUCCUGCAGUAACUGUGGGAGCUGCAGAGUAUUUGAGUUUCAGCUUAUGCCUGCAUUGGUCAGCAUGCUUAAAAAUACUCUGUUAGAUAUCUCUGUUGAAUUUGGAACAGUUUUAAUAUAUACUUGCCAGAAGAGUUGUUGGCCUGAUAAUCAUCAAAAUCCAAUGGAAGAGUUUUGUGUUAUACAAGAAGAUCCAGAUCAAAUGUUAUUUAAAUAGAAUAUUUCCUUUUUCUUGUGUAAAUAAAAUUUAAUUUUUAAACUAGCAAAAGCACUGGUGUUAAAAAGAUCGGUUUUUGUGGCAGUGGCUAUCUGGGGAUCAUUAAAAGCAUUGUGCAAUUUCUCAAAUGUAAUUCAGCUCAAUUUUCUCCUAUUCAUUUAUUGCCCCCAGAACUAAUUUUCUCUUAAGAAUGGUAUAUUGCUGUAAAACAAAGAAUACUAGAGUCUCAAAAGAAUCAGAAUUGUAUAAGACCCUAAGCAAUGAAAAAACACAUGGUGUGUAUAUAAAGUGGUAUAAUUACAUUGGCAUGUAUUUGAGAAAUACCAUAAAAAAAUAAUCAAGCACUUGUAUUACUGGAAAUGGAGGUAGGCUGGUUAUACCUCCAGAUUAUAACAGUAACAGAGAAAGUUCCAGCACAUUGAGUAGAUACUUUCUGGAGAAUUUAUAGAAGGACAUAGAUAAGAACCAGUUGGGAAGGGAAAACUGGUGGAGGAGCAAUGGGGACUAUUUUGCAAUUUUCUUUGCUGGGAGUGGGGUAAAUUCAUCUUUGACAUUAAGUAGAAGAAACUUUCCUCCACCCCUUCUUUAAUUCCACAGAGGUUAUUUUCUUUCUCCAUGAAAAACCUAAUUUAAAAAUUAAUUGGAGGAGAUAGAUGACAGUACUUGUAACCUUGUAACAUACAUAAUAUGUAUAUAUAUAUAUGUGUGUGUGUAUUAUAUAUAUAUACAUAUAUAUAUAUAUAAAUUAUCUUACACACAUUUCCAAAAUUAGUCUUGUAAAAGGAGAAUCAGAACAAAAGGGAAAACCACAAGAAAGAAAAAAAUAACAAAGUAUAUAUACACAUACACACAUUCAAAAUCAAUGCUACAUAAUUUGUGUAUUGAUUUUUUUUGUGUGGGGCAAUGAGGGUUAAGUGACUUGCCUAGGGUCACACAUCUAGUGUCAAGUGUUUGAGGCCAGAUUUGAACUCAGGUCCUGAAUCCAGGGCCAGUGCUUUAUCCACUGUGCCACCUAGCUGCCCCUCUCAAUGGUACAUAAUUUGGCAGGAAAGGCACUAUUGAAGUUUUUUUUCUGGAUGUGGAGAGCAUUUUCCAUCAUAUCUUUUGGAAUUGCCUUGGAUCACUGUAUUGUUGAGAGGAGUUAAAUCUUUCACAGUUGACCAUCAUUACAAUACUGCUGUUACUGUGUACAAUGUUCUGGUUCUGCUCAAUUUGUAACUUUUACAAUACAUACUAGUGUAUUAAUUCAUAAAAACAGAAGAAAUGUGAUCCUUAGUCAAACUGUGUUUCUGGGUUAAUUGGGGUUCCUGUCUCUAGGUGUCAAGGAAUGCACGAGUGGUGCUGUUAGGUGCCCUCCCUGUCAAACUACCUUUUAUUUUUAUUUUAAAUUUAUUUUCUGUAUACUUAGAUAAAGUAUGCUGAAAUAUUGUGUAUGGUCAUCACAAAUUGCACAUGCUUAUACAAAAAAAUUAUUUUGAAUUGCUUAACCCUUUAAAAUGUGAGCUUUUAAGUAGAGGGGAUUUUACUGGGUACCUGGCACUCAAUAAAUAUUAAUUGAUUGGUAUAUUACCCUAAAACCUUUCGUUAUAAUAUUGUAGAAAGAAAACUGGAUUUCAGAGCAGACUUUGGUUCAAAUAAGGGCUCUGCUGCCUUCUAAGGUUAUUGAUGUUGACUUAAGAGCUUUAAAUUCCUCAUGAAUAAAA
Dromiciops gliroides (monito del monte) is the source of this 2869-nucleotide messenger RNA. It is a transcript of the gene PDCD2L, whose product is annotated as programmed cell death 2 like. The record is from RefSeq and is a predicted model, not a curated record. NCBI's taxonomy places the organism in Eukaryota, Metazoa, Chordata, Mammalia, Microbiotheria, Microbiotheriidae. Gene Ontology annotation, cellular component: cytoplasm. The transcript is spliced from 7 exons. Bases 27 to 1166 code for a protein of 379 amino acids.